Molecule: messenger RNA, 1318 nt
Organism: Ilyonectria robusta
Lineage: Eukaryota; Fungi; Ascomycota; Sordariomycetes; Hypocreales; Nectriaceae
Product: putative monooxygenase
Exons: 1
Coding region: 1-1254 (417 amino acids)
Molecular function (GO): FAD binding
Source: RefSeq, a predicted model, not a curated record
AUGGCGGCAGAAAGCGCUCACUUCCUGGAGGGCAAAAAAAUCAUCAUCGCAGGCUCUGGCAUUGCAGGACUAUCCUUUGUCGUCGCCUUGCGCAAGCAAUGGAACCCCGCGUUCAAACCGCCCGACAUUGUCAUCUACGACCGAGACAAUCGCGAAGUCACUCAAAAAAGGGAGGGCUAUUCCCUGUCGCUCAACGGCACGGACAAGGACAGUGGCCUCGUGGCUAUCCGCCAUCUCGGUCUUCUAGAUGAGAUCCUCAAGCAUGCCGUCACUGGGCCCGAUAGCGUCAAAUCCUUUCGGAUGUGGGACAAGGAUUGGAACUCGCUGAUGGAACUGAGCUUCAAGCCGUACGAUGGACUACCCACAGCCGGCAUUCGCAUCGCCCGCAGAGACCUCCGCAAUAUUUUGACCAAGGUGGGCGAGAGCGACAAUAACAUCACCUGGGGGACCAUCUGCACCUCGGCCGAGGUUCUGGAAAAUGGUCGAAUCCGUGUUCAUCUAUCUCGGAGCGACAACCCCAGCAAAAAUGAAACUGAAGAGUGUGAUAUGUUGAUUGCAGCCGACGGAGCCAACAGCAAAAUCCGAGCCGUCUUCCGGCCAGAUGAUACUCUCAUCUACCGUGGAGCGAUGCAAAUGGGCGGUGUGGCCAAGUUUCCACAUGGUCUCCCGAAACCCAUUGACGAGAGCUGGGGAAUUGCCGUCUCUGGCCAAGGGGUAGCUUGCUUCAUGUCGCCUGUUGACAAGACAAGCGCUGUGUGGGGAUUGAGUCGCAAUGAGGAACAGCCUCGGCCCGUAUUUAACAGUGGCUCGCCAGAUGAAGCUGGAACUUUGAUGGCUGAGGCUCGACAGAUAGGCCACAUGCUCCAAGGACCAUUCCCAGCCAUGCUUGCCGCUACGGAACCGAGCUCAGCUUUUGUCCUCCCGACACGAGACAAGAUGCCUUUUACUCAUGAGACGAUGCCCAAGGGUGUUGUUCUCAUCGGCGACAGCAACCACGCAGUCAGUCCGUUUGCAGGAAACGGCGCAAACCUCGCACUGAAGGACGGCUGGGAUCUCGCGGCGCAGUUGUGUGAGAGCAAGACGUUGGAGGCGGCUGUCGCUGCAUACGACAAGCUCGCGUUUCCCCGCGCGGUAAAGACGGUCGAGUCGUCGCAUCGGAGAAUUGCCGUGGCUCAUUCUAGCGGUCUCAAGUUCGGGCUUCUUCGGGUUGCGUUUGGCGUUGGAAGUUGGCUCAUGUGGCUCACUGGGAGGUAGAUCGUCGAUUACAUGGAAUCAUGAAUAACGCCAGUUGCCAAGUGGGAUGAAUAUUGGUUCUCUG